GCCUAUAGCAAAUUGCAAGUAGAGCAGCAGCAGCAAAGGAAGGCUAGAAAAAUCCUGUAAGCAUCUCCAUGGCUACCUCUGCAAUCCAACGGUCCACAUUCGCCGGCCAGACCGCGCUGAAGCCCCAGAAUGAGCUCGUCAGGAAGGUUGGCGUCUUCGAGGGCCGCAUCUCGAUGCGACGGACGGUUAAGAGCGCUCCCCAGAGCAUUUGGUAUGGCCCUGAUCGCCCAAAAUACUUGGGCCCAUUUUCCGAGCAAACUCCAUCGUACCUGACAGGUGAAUUCCCCGGUGACUAUGGUUGGGACACUGCUGGACUGUCGGCAGACCCGGAGACGUUCGCCAAGAACCGUGAGCUGGAGGUGAUCCAUUGCCGGUGGGCCAUGCUUGGAGCAUUGGGCUGUGUCUUCCCAGAAGUCCUCUCGAAGAACGGGGUCAAAUUCGGCGAGGCUGUUUGGUUCAAAGCUGGCUCCCAAAUCUUCUCCGAAGGCGGGCUUGAUUACCUUGGAAACCCAAACCUCAUCCAUGCCCAAAGCAUCCUUGCCAUCUGGGCUUGCCAGGUUGUCCUCAUGGGCUUUGUUGAGGGUUACAGGGUCGGUGGCGGUCCGCUUGGCGAAGGGCUGGAUGCCAUCUACCCCGGUGGUGCCUUCGACCCAUUGGGGCUAGCUGAUGAUCCAGAGGCCUUUGCAGAGCUGAAGGUAAAGGAAAUCAAGAACGGCCGCCUGGCGAUGUUCUCCAUGUUUGGAUUCUUCGUCCAGGCUAUUGUCACCGGCAAAGGCCCGAUCGAGAACCUCUUUGACCACAUUGCUGAUCCUGUGGCCAACAACGCAUGGGCCUACGCUACCAACUUUGUGCCUGGGAAGUGAACGGCUUCCAUGCCCUUUCUGGCUUGUAUUAUUAUGCAGACUUUGGUUGGUUGUGAUCUUUGGCUGUGUUCAGUAGCUCAAUAAAAAUGUAGUUGCACCA
This is a messenger RNA of Magnolia sinica, 963 nucleotides long. RefSeq names its product chlorophyll a-b binding protein 5, chloroplastic. Lineage: Eukaryota; Viridiplantae; Streptophyta; Magnoliopsida; Magnoliales; Magnoliaceae. Gene Ontology annotation, biological process: photosynthesis, light harvesting in photosystem I; response to light stimulus. The transcript has 2 exons. The record is from RefSeq and is a predicted model, not a curated record. Gene Ontology annotation, cellular component: chloroplast thylakoid membrane; chloroplast envelope; plastoglobule. The coding region runs from base 69 to 863 and encodes 264 amino acids.